AUGCAAGCUACGUUCGCGGGCCAGAAUCAGCGAUCAAAUCACAAUGGGCCUGGGUCAGACGGUCUCGCAUUUCUGAGGCCUACGAAACGUCUUAGAUGUUCAGCCAGCUCAGAGACAUUACUUCAUGCGGCCUGCAUAGCGGACUCACCAGGCGCAACCUCACGCACAAAAGCCAACCCAAUUUCCUCAUAUUGCCCAGCAGCAUCUCAGCCUGGAUUCACAGCGGGGCAAAGGUUCAGUGAAUUUCCUCUGCUCCACAAAUCCCCUUACCAAGAAGAUGCGCCUUGCUCCUCGAAUACUGUCCACACACCCGGUACCCCAUACUUCGCGGCCACACUUGCAAGGGGUAACUCUAUGUCCACUCUCCGUACCUCUCGUGGCGGAGCGGUAUCAGCAGACAAUCUGCGGUCCUUUCAAGGGCGGCAGAAGUGGCAUAGAGAUGCUCGUGGGAUGGGCACAAUGUAUGUGCGGACAGCAUCUGCCCGCAGACUGAGCAUCUGGAUCCAAUUGGCGGCUGGCUCCCCGAAGUGGCGCAUUUGCAGCGAUCGCUUGCGAUGGCUAUGCUCGACAGAAUUUGGCAGCCAAAUUAGCCUCAUAGUCUCGCAGAUAGCCGUCCAGGGUAUCGGGAGCGAGGUCUGCGGCAGGCGCUGCUAUUAUGCUAACAUCUUUAUAGGCCCAUCAGACAUUCGGCUGAAACGCCGAGUGCUGGAGGGUCAACACAGUUAUCUGUGCUCUUGUAUCAAUCCUUGCCCAAGCUCUUCGCCAGUCUCUACUCCUCUAAUUUCUCCAUUCUGCAGCAAAUUCUGUGCAUCAAGGCGUCGACGGAUGGGCUUUCGUGAGCGACGGGCGGAUGUCAGUUCUGAAUAA
Molecule: messenger RNA, 867 nt
Organism: Pseudocercospora fijiensis CIRAD86
Lineage: Eukaryota; Fungi; Ascomycota; Dothideomycetes; Mycosphaerellales; Mycosphaerellaceae
Exons: 8
Coding region: 1-867 (288 amino acids)
Source: RefSeq, a predicted model, not a curated record